GAUGUAGUCUGUAGUCCCUCAAAGUCCUCAGCGUAUGACUCACAGAGCAUAUCCCAGACUGUCUCCUCAAAGCCUUACUGCAAAGCCUCCUUAGUUCAUUUUCUUACAGUCUUGGUGUUGAAUUACUGGUUUGUAGGUUGAGGUAAGAUGUGCCAUAUUGUGGUCGGCGCUGCCCUUGGGUGGUAGAACGAUGGGCUUAUAUGCCUCCUUUAGCAUAUAACAAGACCAGGGUUCCUUACCGUAACCUUCCUUCUUUCAACACGCGUCCAGCCCGGCAAUCCACCGCUGUCACUGACACGCAUCCAGCCCAUCUGUCCGCCGCUGUUAUUAUCACGCUUCCAGUCCGUUUCUUCCCCGCUGGCUUCACCGCGCAUCCAGCCAGUCUCUCCGCCGCUGUCAUUAACACGCAUCCAGCCCGUCUCUCCGCAGUGCGAAGAUGGCGACGGACGGAGCAGGAGGGGAGACGCCGGCCCCGGUUCAGGCGUUAACGGCGGCGGCUCACGGUGGUCUCCGGACGAAAUGUGACUUUAACAUCGAUACCCUGAGCCGGCCGGAGCUGCUGACGCUGCUCAGCAUCAUGGAGGGCGAGCUGGAAGCGCGUGACCUGGUCAUCGAGACCCUCAGGGCUCGCAGGAAGGAGGUGUUCAUCCAGGAGCGCUACGGCCAUUUCAACCUGAGCGACCCCUUCCUGGCACUGCAGCGCGACUUCGAGGCUGGCGCUGGGGACAAGGAGAGGCGCUCCCUGUGCAGCAGCCCCCUGUCCGUGCUGGAGGCGGUCAUGGCGCACUGCCGCAAAAUGCAGGAGAGGAUGUCGGUGCAGCUGGAGGCCGCCGAGAGCAGGCAGAAGAAGCUGGAGCAGGAGAAGCUGCAGUUGCAGUCGCUGGAGGUGGAGCACCGGAAGCUGUCUGCGCAGUUGAAGGACGAGCGUGAGAAGAACAAGCAUGUAGUGAUGAUGCUGGUGCGUGAGUGCAAGCAGCUGGCGUCCCGUGUGGCUGAGGAGAGCCAGCGCUUCGACGAGCUGUCCGCCCGGCUUGAGGAGGAGGGCCGCGCCUCCAACCGCCUGCAGGAGGAGCUCACCGUCGAGCGCCACAAGGGGCAGCAGAUGGAGGCCGAGAUGGAGAAGCAGCUGUCGGAGAUGGAUACGGACCGCGAGCAGCUGCGAGCUCGGCUGGGUCGUGAAGAAGCCCGCUCCGCCGACCUGAGGGCCCAAAGCGACUGUCUGCGCCAGAAGGUGGAGCAGCUCCAGGUUGAUCAGGAUGUGAGCAGGGCACCCCCUGCUGGUCAGGCCGCCCAGCCCAAGGCCACCAUCUCUAUAGCCGUGGCGACGGACCCGCUGAGCUGCCGUCAAGCAUCCUGCCAGACGGACCCGUCUCUCGUGGAGGACGGUCCCAGGAAGGCCCCUCUCACUGUCCCUGUCAAGCCCUCCGUCAGUGGCUAUGCCGGCAUGAGCCUGCCCAAAUCCCAGAAUCCCCCAAGGGCCAUGACUCAUGGAAACUCCAUCGGUGGCAUGCAGACUGAGAACGGGCUGUCCUCCUCACCUGGCGCCGGCUCUGCCUUGCCAGCCGGGGCAAGCCCCCGGGUCCAGGCUGCUCGAUAUAAGUUCCAGUCCGUCCCCACGGAGCAGGACCAGAACGGCAAUGCCACCCCGAGCCCCCCGUCCCGGGACGAGUCUCCGACCAGCCGAGACAACCUAGCAGCUAAGCAGCAAGCCCGUCACACGGUCACACAAGUCCUGUCCCGCUUCACGAGCCCGCCCGCCACUGGCCCCCUGCGGCCCAGCCUGCCACACUCCACCUCCGAGGGCGGGCCUUUCCCAGGUCGGCUGAGCCACCCCCAGAUGAGCAUCAAGUCCCCUACGGUGGGCAGGAUAGACCGCGGGAAUCCGCCGCCAAUACCACCCAAAAAGCCCGGCCUCUCGCAGACCCCAUCCCCCCCCCACCCCCCUAUCAAGGUAGUUGGGGAGGGCAGCAGGUCCCCAGCCACUAGCCUGGGGACAACUUCCAAACCUGCCACGCCCCAGCUGCCACCCAAGCCCGCCAUCGCUUUGGGGGGCACGGGGGCCGGCUGCCCCGUCCCAGCCCUGACGGCAUCUCAGGUGGGUGCCUGCCCCCCCCAGCCACCGGGGCCGCACCAGGGAGCAUGCUCAGAGUGUCCCCCUGUUGCCAUUGCAGCUGUCAGUAGCUCCUCCAUAAAUCCUGUUAUCGCGUCAUGCUGUAGACCCCGUGACACAGAGCUCCCCCUGGCAGCAGCCUCAGGCUGGUGUUCCGCCGUAGUUCCUCCGCCGAGCCCCGGUGGCCCCGUCUCCCUGGCUGACGGGUGCGACCUCCUCCUCCAAGCUGCUACCCAGGGAACCGUCACUUUACUGUCUAUGCUGCUUAACCAAGACCCAACGGUUAUCAGUCCCACCAAUGAAACCUCUGCCUUGUAUUCUGCUGCUCAAGACAGACACACGGACUGUGUGAAGCUGCUGCUGGCUUCAGGGGCAACAUCCCAAGGCCCUGACAGACACGGAUUUACCCCUUUGCUCAUCCCUGUCUCUCACGGCCACUUCGGACUUCGCUGUUCCUGGCAUGUGGUUCCUGGAACCCAAAGUAUGUAAAGUGGCCCUGCUGGAUACCGGGGGCUCUCUGCACGCCUGUUACUGCUCGCCCUCUGGUGUUUAGGCUCAGAUCCACACGGACUCUGCCGAGCGGCUCUGGGCGAUCGAGAGAGAAGGCGCCCCUCGUGGGCACCGUGACGGACCACCUGGAUUUGUUUUGGAGCCUGACCAAAACCCUGACCUGGCACUUCCAUCUGAAUAAUAAGAUGGGGGUCUGGGUUCCAUCACUCCGGACCCUAUCCCAGGUCAGCACCAUGUGGCACCAGCCUGAGGACCCCAGAGGGGGCACCGUGUAGAAGCCUAGGUACCUACGUUAUUGCUGUACUCCCACCUGAUGACUUGAUGCAGGAAUUUCCGACUGUGUGUUCCAGGGGGUUUGAGGCAGACACCCGCAGGUGAGUUCACGGCCCUCUCUCAUGCGUCGGCUAUGACCGGCCGCUGAACACAGUCGUGCUUAACGGGAUGGAUGCAGGCGGCUGAACAUGCGUCGUGUCACAGCUGUGCAGACGUUGCUCUUGGAAACGCACAGUAUUCCCAGGCAAGUGGAAGGGCUUUGUGAUGACAGAUGGCUUUGAAAUCGUUCUGUCAGUAGCGUGCUACAUUGCAAUUAACUAUAAUUACAGUACUAAUGGGAAGAGUUGAAUUAGAGCUGUUUUUGGGUCUCUCUUCUGUUUCUCGGUUCAGCUAAAAGGUUGACUCUGGUCUGAAGGCUGGCGCAUGGCAGCUGUUCCAGGUGGACCAGGUGGCCCCCAAGCCAGAUACUGAAGCCAGCAGCCAAACAGGAACACCAAGGGUACAGCAGGAAUCUACGGCUGGCCGCUUCAGGUGUGCUUCCGAUACACACGUUAAAGCAGCCUCUUCAGUCUGCAGAAUCGAAGUCUGCCGGAUGGCGAAAUCCUCACCUCCAUGCGCAUUGAGAAACCGAUAAACUGACCGAAUGCGCUCACAGUCCGCCCCCCCCCCCCCCAUACGCACCCCCCACAAGCCAGCAGCAGAACAAGGCAAGUAACUCCCAGUAUCACCCAGGACGCACACGAUCGGAACAAGACCCACAAGCUGACGUCCAAACCCCCCAUCUCUGUACAUGAUAGAAUUAGGAUCAUGUCCGCUUUUGUACUUGUUAAAUCAUAUUUGUUACAAUGUUUGUGUAACAUUGUGAACUUGGGGACCAUACUUUUAUUAUCUUAGUGAAGUCAAAACUGAAAGGACAGUAAAAUUUUCAAAGUUUUCUUUUAAGCAAAAAAAAUAUUCUGGAUCAAUGCAGAAACGGGCCACUUUUUGGUAUUGAGUAUUUUAAAAUAUGAAUGUGCUCUAUGUUUAAAUAGUUCCAAGGUUAUUUAAAAUGCUGUUGAAAUUAAUCAGGGUUUUACCAAAUAUUUGUAAAUAUGAAAUAGGAGUUUAUGGUAUACAGGUUAGUGAAAUAUGUGAGAUACUUGUAAAGACUUUGAUAAUACUGUACAUACAGAGGGUGGACAAAAUAAUGGAAACACCACAUGAAAAAAGGAAGUAACUAAAUCGCAAUUACAAAUGCAGAUAAUGUGAGUCAUAUUGAGACUGAACAGCGUUGGCAUUAUGUGUGUCAGCUAUAAGAAAUCUGAGGACGAGCGCCUUCAAGUGUGAUGUUCCAAAGUCGGGACGGAAUUGCAGGUGCACCGAUCAGAAAAACUGUAGAAUUAUUACAUACAGUCAAUCAAGAGUAAACUGGUUCAAAAAUACCCACAUUAAAAGCAAAACAGACAAACUGUAUCAGCAAAGAGGAACAGUGGUCACCAGCCGGGACAGAGGGAGAUCAGAAGCACCACUGAAGGGCAGCUUGAAAAACUGCCAUAGAACUGAGUCAGCAUCUCUGGGAUCCAGUGCCAGGGAGCCUGUACUUUUCUCAGAUCACACAGCUGGACAGUAAACCAGGAACUGACUGUAUCCAAGGCCAAGUUACAAAGGUACAUUGCUUGCUCUAAGGAGCACGCAUACUGAUCCCCUGAGUCAUUAGAUGUGAACAUCAUGGAAUAUUUAUGGAACUUUCUGGAGUGUAGAAUAUCGAUCACCUCCUACGUCCCUGAGAGAAACAGGGGCUUUCCUUUCAGAAGAAUGGUGCAGGAUCUCACUGCGCAAGCUUCUGGGAAGGAUGACAUACUGUACCAUGCCUGACGAAGGCAACGGGUGGCCCUGCUCUCCGUAUUUGCUCCUCGACAUUAAUAUGCUGUUAGGUGUUUCUCUUCUUUAAUUCACCCACUGCAUGUUUGUAAUCUACAAAAUGGGUUCAUACAUUUUCACUUGUUUCAAAGUGAAUGGAAAGUGGCAAUAAGUAUUUGCAAAUACAGGACAUUUUUUUUUUCAAUUCUAAGCCAUAAUAAACCAUUUUAAAGUCCAAUUCAAAGCCCUGUUCAAAUUCACAGCAGCAGUUUUCUCUUUGUUUUACCUGAUACUUUUCCAUGUUACACUUGUACUACUCAUUCUGCUGAAUAACUUACUGAGCUGUUUUGUGUUGAGAUGUGACGGUGAUUCACUGAAACCUGAAGAAGUGUCCUGCUUUCUGCAAGCACAGCCAUUAAAAAGCUGCACUCUCUCUA
Molecule: messenger RNA, 5169 nt
Organism: Brienomyrus brachyistius
Lineage: Eukaryota; Metazoa; Chordata; Actinopteri; Osteoglossiformes; Mormyridae
Product: cortactin-binding protein 2-like
Molecular function (GO): protein binding
Source: RefSeq, a predicted model, not a curated record